GGUAGGCAAAUGACACUGCAAUGGGAUAGUGGCCGCGGUGGAAUGUGCCACUACAGCGCUCUCGCGAGCAUUAAAUGACCUGUCCCAGAAUUCUAGAGAAACGUUUUUAGAGGCCUCGGGGUUGCUGCUCAUCAGGGGGAAACUCAUCUUACUUUUCUUAAGGAGGCAUCAAUUGAGCAGCUAUUUGAAAUAUAAUUGCUGGGGGAAAAACUAGCUGAAUAAAUGGAUCAGAUCAAAUGAAAUCCUCUGGAAAGAUAAGAAAUACAGAGCCUACUACUGAUACCCAAUUAGACACAAAUACUCAGUCUGCUGUCAUGACAACCGAAUCAAUUUUUUUGAAGACACUUCAAUCAAAUUUUCUGCAUGUAAUGGCAUAUGAAAACCCAAUUUUACAACAGAAAGCCUUGGCUUGUAUUCCACUCCAAAAUCUGAAAAAGCAAGCUCAGAAAAAGUUAUCACAAGCCCAAAAACUGGACAGAGAUUGCAUUCUGAGAGAAGAGGAUAUUCUUCUGAUGGAGUUAAUGAAUUGGUUUAAAUGUAGUUUUUUCAAGUGGGUAGACAGCUUACCAUGUAGCAAAUGUGGGAGACAGACAGAAACUAAAGAUAAUUUGUCACCUAAUGAAGAUGACCUGAGAUGGGAUGCAAGUAGAGUUGAAAAUCACUUCUGUAACCAAUGCCAGUUCAGCAACAGGUUCCCAAGAUACAACAAUCCUGAGAAGCUAUUGGAAACUAGACAAGGACGUUGUGGUGAAUGGGCCAAUUGUUUUACACUUUGUUGUAGAGCAGUAGGAUUUGAAGCAAGAUACAUUUGGGAUGCAACAGAUCAUGUAUGGACUGAAGUUUAUUCUGUGUCACAGCAAAGAUGGCUUCAUUGCGACUCAUGUGAAAAUGUCUGUGAUAAACCCCUUUUGUAUGAAAUUGGAUGGGGGAAAAAAUUGUCCUAUAUUAUUGCCUUUUCGAAAGAGGAGGUUGUUGAUGUCACCUGGCGUUACUCUUGUAAACAUGAAGAAUUGCUUUCUAGAAGGACACAGGUCAAAGAAACAGUGCUACAAGAAACAAUCAAUAAUCUUAACAAAAUUAGGCAGCAAAUACUGAGUGAAGCAAGAAAAAAUGAGCUCUUACAGAGACUCAUUGUAGAGCUUGUUGAGUUUAUUUGUCCAAAAACACCAAAGCCAGGAGAACUUGGUGGAAGAGUGUCUGGAUCAUUGGCUUGGAGAGUUGCCAGAGAUGAAAGUGCUUUAGAGACUAAAGAAGUAGUAUUUAUUCCAACUGUAAAAGAGAAAGCCUCCAAGCUUUUUCAUCUCAGUUAUAAUAUAGUGCAAGAUUGUUACAUGCGAAUAUCAAAUAAUAAUGAAAAAAUCAAUGGUUGGGAGAAUGGAGUUUGGAAAAUGGACUCUUUAUGGAGAAAGAUCGAAUCAGAUUGGGAAAUGGUUUAUUUAGCUCGAAAGGAAGGCUUCUCAUCUGGCUACAUUUCUUGGAAGUUUGAAUGUGGCUCUGUUGGUCUAAAAAUAGACAACAUUUCAGUUAGAACAACCAACCAAACAUUUGGGAGUGGAAGAGUAAAGUGGACACUGCACUCUGGAAGCAUUACAGUUGGUGUUAAUGGAGAUAAAAGACUUCAUUUUUAUCCUGAUAUUUCCAACACAACAAAUGUUAUGUUAGAAGCUGAACUAAGUGGCGGAGAUGGCAAUAUUGCAUGGCAACAUGCACAGCUGUUUAGACAAAGUUUAAAGGAAAUUGAAGACUGUUUUGAGAUAAUAAUAAAAUUGAGUGAACUCUGAAUAUUAAAUUAAUAUUUUGAUGAAACAACAACUUCCAGGAAAAAUACUUUUAGAAGUAAAUGAAUAGGGUAAAAACCCCUCAAGAUUCGUAUUUUCAGUAUCGCCGUUGAAAACAAUCAGACUUCACUAAUAUGAAAUGCAGUGAAAUUCUACAUUACUUUGUUUUCUUGAAAUAAUGAAAAAAAACAUAUCAAAGGAAAAAAAUGGUAUUUUUUUUUUAUUAAUUCAGAAAGCAAUUUUCUGAAUACCUAUAGCCUAUAGAGGUAUUCAGGAUUGAGAAAGAUGCUAAAUAAUCAUGCAUAGUAUCUGCAUAUUUCAAAUUUUAAAAUAUAAGUUUUUUUUAAUCUGUAAAAAGUUUUUUUUAAUUGAAGAUUUUAGUCUUAAAUCUGGGUUCUGGAAUAUCAUUUUUAAAAACACUUGUGUGAUAUUUUAACAUUUUUGUUAAUAAUAUUAAACUAAUAGAAGUAUAAUACUACUGCUUCUUGUAAUUUUUAAUUUACUUAAACUUUAGUUUUUAAAAAUGAAACUUUGAUAAAAGAUAAUGUUGAUGUAUAUUAUGUUAUACCUAAUUAUUUCAAAUUUGGUAUAGAUUCUGAUCUAGAAAAAUAUUAAAUAUAUUAUGUUUCUAAAAUUUGGACAAUUCCAAUAUAAAGAUAUGUUACUUAAAAGUGUAGAGCUUCGAUAAACUAUCUAAUUUGAAUAAGCAUGUUAUAUUGUAUUAAUUUGGACUGACACACAUUUUUAUAUAAAGUUGCUAUUGUUCUUCAUUUUGUUAUAGUUACUCAAGAGCAUUUUCUAUUAGUUUAUGCUAAUCAAUCUUCGAUCUCUCCAAUCAUCAAGUAUUUAAUUCUUUUCCAAUACCUGACUCUUAGUAAUUCUGGAUAUAUAAAUGUACUCAGUGAGAUAAAUAUACAACUGUAUAACUACAAACAAAACAAACUUACGAUUUCCAUGCAUUGUUUCUUGUCCUACCCUCUUCUAGUGCUUCAGAAAAUAAAUUGCACCCCUCUUUUUUGUGGCAACCUGUCAAGUACUGGAACGCUGCUAACGUAUUACCCCUGGUCCUUUUCUCUAAACAGGCAAUUUCUGUAACUGUUCUUCAUGUUUUUGUCUCCAGACUCUUAAUCAUCUUAGUUGUUCUUCUUUGCACUUUUUCCCAAUCUCAACAUGUUUUUUGCAAUGUGUAAUCAAAGCUGGGUGGAGUAUUUGAGAUGUGGCCUUACUAAGGCUUUAUAAAGUGGUAUUAAUACUUCACAUAAUUUUGAUUCUGUGUCUCUGUUGAUACAACCAAGGAUUGUAUGAGCUACCGCUCACCUGCUAGUUCAUGUAAAUGUAAAAUCCUUGCUUUUCUCCACAUUAAAUUUUAUUUUAUU
Pseudonaja textilis is the source of this 3154-nucleotide messenger RNA. NCBI's taxonomy places the organism in Eukaryota, Metazoa, Chordata, Lepidosauria, Squamata, Elapidae. The record is from RefSeq and is a predicted model, not a curated record.